Molecule: messenger RNA, 1545 nt
Organism: Paramecium pentaurelia
Lineage: Eukaryota; Ciliophora; Oligohymenophorea; Peniculida; Parameciidae
Source: the annotation of a GenBank genome assembly
AUGAUAUAAAAUUGUGAAUUAGUGUGUUUUCAAAAUCAUAACAAACCUGUCUGCUCAGUAAUUGUAGAAAAAUGUGUGAAGAAAGAUGAAAGACUAUUAUGUAAAGAAUGCCUGAAGAAUUUUGACUAAAAAAUUAACAUCAAAGGUUUAAGUAAAAUUAAAGAAAUGAUAGAAAAAAAACUUUUAGAAAAUAAUGAAAAAAAAUAAUAUUUUUUAUCAUCAAAAAUAUAAGAAAUAGAGUAAUUAACAAAUGAUCUAAAUUAAUUAAAAUAGAAGUUAAUUAUUACUUUUGAUUUAAUUUUAGGAGACUUAAAAAAUUGUAUAGAUCAUUUAGCUAAAGAAUAGUAAAUAAAUAAUCCAUACAGACUCAUUGAUGAAUUAGAAAAGUUAUUGAAUUAAGGGAGUUAUGAGAAUGAGUUUAUGCAAUUUAUAGAUUAUAUCAUCUCUUAAAAUAAUAAUGGAAUUAAAAAGGUUUUAUCAAAAAUUAGUUAAUUAACAGAUAUUUAUAAAGAAGCGAAUAAUCGAAUAAAGAAUUCUUUUAAAAAAAUAAUAAAAAUUCCUUAAACUGAAAUUUAAAUGAAUCUUAUAAAUAAGGAGAUUAAAUAAAAUAAAAAUUGUUAUGCAAUUGCAUUUAAUUAAAAUGGAUAAAUAAUGGCUUCAGGUUGUGGUAAAGAUAUAAAAUUAUGGAAUUUUAAUAAUGGAAAACUGAAGGAAAUAUAAACAUUAUCAUCCCAUAAAUAAGAUGUAAGUUGUUUAAUAUUUAGUAAAUUAUCUGAUAAUUUUGUUUCUGGAUCUUUUGAUAGCACAAUUAAAAUUUGGAAAUAAUUCAAAGGAUAAGAAUGGAAAAGUCUAUAAUCAAAAGAAGAUUAUAAUCCUAUAUUUUGUUUAAUAUUGUAAAAAAAUGAAAAAGUUUUAAUUUCUGGAAGUGAAUAUUAUUCAAUUAAUGUAUGGGAUAUUGAUUUUGAACUUAAUCGUUUGAAUUUAAGUUAUUCUUUAAUAAAGCAUACUCAAAGCGUUUGUAGUUUAUCAUUAAAUGAAUCAGAAACAUUUUUAGUUUCAUGUGGGAAUGAUUAGUAAAUAAUUGUUUGGAUGAGAGAAUAAAAUAAUUAAUGGGGGUUUAAAUAAAUUGUUACUUAAUCAAUUAAAGAGAUUGGCACUAAAAUUUGCUUCAUAAAAGAAAAUUAAUUUAUAUGGAUUUGUGGAAACUAAAAUGGAAAAGAUUGUAUUUGCUUUUUUGAAUUAUAGAAUGAGAAGUUUUAAGAAUAAUUUAACUAAUAAAUUAACUUAAUAUCUAAUAAUUAAGAAAGUGAUUAAAAUUUAUUUCCAAUCAUUUUUAAUAAAGAAAAAAAAAUCAUUUUCUUAAGACAUAAAUUCAAUAUAUACAUUCUCUCUUAACAAUUUCAUAAUAAAUAUAAAAUUGCUUCAACAUUGAAAUUUGAUAAUUAUUUAAUCUAGGGAUCUAUGACAAAUGAUGCUGAAUUUCAAGUCGUGUGGGAAAAGAGUAAUUCAAGUUACCUUAUAUAUUAAAUUAACUAAAAAUAAUGA